Messenger RNA from Siniperca chuatsi (mandarin fish), 1422 nucleotides. It is a transcript of the gene fgfbp2a, whose product is annotated as fibroblast growth factor binding protein 2a. The record is from RefSeq and is a predicted model, not a curated record. Gene Ontology annotation, biological process: cell-cell signaling. Bases 169 to 834 code for a protein of 221 amino acids. NCBI's taxonomy places the organism in Eukaryota, Metazoa, Chordata, Actinopteri, Centrarchiformes, Sinipercidae. Gene Ontology annotation, molecular function: growth factor binding. The transcript has 2 exons.
UUGUCGCUACUCUCCUCCUCCUCCUCCCAUUUAAGUUUAGUUCAGUCUGACUGCUUUUUUUGUAACCUGAAUUCCUACUUUGUCUGCUUAGCCAAUAAAUAGCAGGAGGGACCUUCAGCUCGAGCAGUCCCACUCUCCUCCUCUUACACUAAACAUCCAUCUGACACCAUGUGGACCCAGGCCAGGACUCUGCCGCUACUCUUCGCCUGCUGCCUCUGGUCAGCCGAGGCUCAGAGCGAAGGCACCAGGAGACAAAGCAUCUGGGAUAAUCCCAUCAAAUUUAACACCAGAGGCAAGGACUUGUGCACCAUGAUCAUCACUGGUCAGGGGGAAUACACCAGGCUGAGGCUGUCGUGCCAGGGCAGCAAGCGCUCUUACUGGUGUGAAUACGUGGGCAAGCCUUACACCUGUCGCUCCUACAACAAAAACCCUCGUCACUACUUCAUCCAGAUGAUGUGGGGCCUCAGAAAGCUCUACAAUGCUUGCCAGGCUCCAAAGCAGAUCAAACCUCACAUGUGCAGGAAGGCAACUGAUGACUCUCAGAUGGUCUUCUCAUCUGCUUCCUUCUCCCAGUCAUCGCCAGAGGAUCCUUCUAGAACAGGAGCAAGGUCUGCAAGACCUCAACCUCGUCCUGCACCUACAAGGCCUAAUUUGACAAUGCAAGCUUCCACAAAAACCAUUCGAGUCCCACCAAGAAUAAAGACCACGCAGAGAACCAGUCCACAACCAACGACUCCUCCAGUGGAGAGCAAUGCUAAGAGGAUGGCUCAGCAGUACUGCUGGAGAUCACUUCAAGGCAUCUGCUCUUACGUCAUUGGUUUGUUUUGGAAUUAAUGAGGAAGAUUUAUAUUUCUGAUGAAGAUAACUUCUGAUGUCUGAUUAAAGUGGCCAUUGGAGGAAAAUUCCAAACCAUGUUUGUCUGUGGUGGAAAAACUGUAGCGCUCUCUUAAGGGAAAGAGGUGGUACUACUGUGACGUCCAAAGCAGGAUUUCUCAGUGAACCUUGCAUGCAUCAUCUUGCAAAUGUCACAGCUGGAAAAACUCUACUACAUGUCUUAAUUGUGUAACAACAAAUGUUUUGCAUAACAGUAGGCUAUGAAACACAAAUAUGAAAUGGUACAAGUACUACUUUAACUUGUGAGAAGGUUUCUGCAGCUGCACAAACUUUUACAACAAUAUAUGAGCCCAAGAUAAAAGAGACAGGCAACUCAUUUGUGUCACUUAUUUGUAUUUAUGUUUGUUUACUUGUAUAUAAUCUAUUUGCAUCACUUAAUAUUACCUUGAAUAUUAAAUUGUUGCGAAAGACCAAGUUUUUUAAUUUUGGUCUGAAAAAGGCAGUGAUUUCUGUACUGGUGUAUUUGACAGAAAGAUAUAAUGAAUGUGAAAAUGAUCUUAUUAAAUAAAUAAACAUUAAUCUCAAUUA